Molecule: messenger RNA, 1221 nt
Organism: Adineta steineri
Lineage: Eukaryota; Metazoa; Rotifera; Eurotatoria; Adinetida; Adinetidae
Source: the annotation of a GenBank genome assembly
AUGAGUAGUAGUAAUAAACUUGAUAAUCAGAGUGAGAUUUUAUCAUCAUUAACAAAACAACACUCAUCAUUGAAACCAGAAGAUGGAACAACACUCUUCACCGUUAUGCCAAAUGAAUUAAUAGUAACGGUUUUCGAAUAUCUCAGGCCAAUCCAUAUUGUCUAUUCUUUUCAUUCAUUGAAUGCCCGUUUUUCUGCUCUAAUCGCAAGACACAUGAAAAAUGUUGAUCUCUGCAAUGUCGCUCCAUCUGUCUUGGACGUUGUUCGACCACUCAUCUCUCAAAGUGUUAUUUCAUUAAAAACUGAUUGUAAUCUGUUUUGGAAUAUGAAAGAUUUGUAUGGAUUCGAAAUCAAACGACCGUACCGUGACUGUGUGCGUCGUCAACGCAUUGCUUCUUUUCGUGGUUGUAAUUUUAGUAUUAAGCCAGAGUAUGAGUGGCAUAAACCAGUGCCAUAUGCGACCGGCAGUAAAUCUUUCAGUAGUCUGUUCCCGUCUCUUCAAAAUCUUUGGAUCAGAUACGAAACAGAGGAUGAUGUACGUCAAGUAUUACUGGCACAAAUUCCAUCACUGAAGCGUUUACAAAAAUUGAAGUUGGAAACAAAAAGUAGUGCUCCCUUUGACGGCAUUCCAAAUCAAUUUCUCCAAGAAGUUAUCUUUACAUCGGAUUCGAAAGUCCAAGAUAUUUCAAUCUACCGCUGUACACAGUUGCGUGACAACAUGUUAAAGAAAUUUUGUCCAGCUAACAAUCUAACAUCACUGGAUAUCGAACUGUUCUCUGAAGAUGAUGUGUUCAUCUUAUUCAACUAUUUGCCAAACAUUGUUAGUUUUGCUUGCGAAAUAAAUCAGAGAAGAGAAAUGUCCUCCUCUUCCCGUAUAGCGACACCUACAGCCGCAGCAACUCCACUUCUCAAGAAAUUCAGCUUGGGCGCCUAUCAGGGUGCUGAUUUCUAUUUGAUUGCUUCUCUAUUAAAAACACGCACAUCAUUAGAAUUUUUAUCUCUGGAUUUUCCUGUUCACCUUCGGAAUAAUGAUGCACCACUGGAUGGCAAUACGCUUCAAAAUGAAUUAUUACAAUACCUGACAAAACUGCAAAUAUUUCAGUUCGAUUUACGUGUUGAAAUGAAACGUUCAGGCACAACUAAAGUCGUUGACCUAGACAGAAUUAUAUCAACAUUUCAAAACCACUUCUGGCUGGGAGAACAUAAUUGGAAUGUAAGUUAA